This is a messenger RNA of Epinephelus fuscoguttatus (brown-marbled grouper), 7407 nucleotides long. RefSeq names its product kiaa0930. Bases 403 to 1668 code for a protein of 421 amino acids. Lineage: Eukaryota; Metazoa; Chordata; Actinopteri; Perciformes; Serranidae. The record is from RefSeq and is a predicted model, not a curated record. The transcript has 11 exons.
CCAGCGGCUCUUUCUGUAAAGACACGCAAUUUAACGGGUCACACUUUCCGCUGUAACACCUGCUCCAACCGACGGAGGACGUAAACACUCGGAAGUGUGAGGGGUGUUUCCAGCUGAUCUGCACAACAGAAGGACCAGAGUCUCCCUCAGCAGCCCGACAUACCUGUUCCUUUCUCCGGCACCUCGGCAGAGCAGACCGGUCCCUGCUGCAGGUGUGCACCGCCACAUCAUACGGAUCUUACUCGGGUUAAUCUGAGGACGAACCGGGGGGAUCCUCGGUGUCCCCCACCCCUGUCUCCCUCCUUCCCUGCUCCUCUGCUUCUCUCUUAGCCGUGUGUUAGCUACCGUGAACCGGUGCCGUCGGUAGCAGUUAGCCCGGACUGUCAUGAUCCCAGCGCGGAGAUGGCGUCCUUCCCCGGUUUGUGUAAGGCUGUCGGGCCAGCGGAGGAGGAGAACGGAGAGCUGGACGGCUCUCUGCAGCAGAUGCUGAAGGCCAUCGCCGACGAGAGGAACCGACUCAACAUCCGACAGGAGAUCAGCGGACUCGGUUGUUUUAAGGAUGACCGCAUUGUGUUUUGGACCUGGAUGUUCUCCACGUACUUCAUGGAGAAGUUUGCUCCUCGACAGGACGACAUGCUGUUCUACGUCCGCAGGAAGCUCGCCUACGUCAGCGCCGACAACACCGAGGGCAAAAAGGUGGAGGUGGAGGUUUACAGGAGAGACUCCAAGAAGCUGCCGGGCCUUGGUGACCCUGACAUUGACUGGGAAGAGAGCGUCUACCUGAACCUCAUCCUGCAGAAGUUGGAUUACGUGGUGACGUGUGCUGUGUGCACGCGCUCAGACGCAGGAGAUAUCCACAUCCACAAGAAGAAGUGUCAGGAAGUAUUUGCAUCUCCCAGCAAACACGCCAUGGACAGCAAAGGAGAGGAGUCCAAGAUGAGCUACCCGAACAUCUUCUUCAUGAUCGAUAACUUUGAGGAGGUGUUCAGUGACAUGACGGUGGGCGAGGGCGAGAUGGUGUGUGUGGAGCUGGUGGCGAGUGACAAGAGCAACACCUUCCAGGGCGUCAUCUUCCAGGGCUCCAUCCGCUACGAGGCCCUGAAGAAGGUCUACGACAACCGGGUGAGCGUUGCUGCUAAGAUGGCCCAGCGGAUGUCUUUCGGCUUCUACAAGUACAACAACAUGGAGUUUGUGCGGAUGAAGGGUCCGCAGGGCAAAGGUCACGCUGAGAUGGCCGUCAGCCGGGUGCCGACCGGUGACACCUCCCCAUGCGGCACCGAGGAGGACCAGGUGUCGCCCAUGCACGAGAGGGUGACGUCCUUCAGCACACCUCCGACCCCGGAGAGGAACCGUCCCUCCUUCUUCUCUCCGUCUCUGAGACGCAAAGUGCCCCGAAACCGAAUCGCAGAGAUGAAGAAGUCUCACUCCGCCAACGACAGCGAGGAGUUCUUCAGGGAGGAAGAAGACGAAGAUCUUCACACCACUUCCAACCUGCGCUCUCGCUCUCUGUCGGGGACCGGUCGCUCUCUGGUCGGCUCCUGGCUCAAACUCAACCGGACUGAAGACUACUUCCUGCUCUACUCACACCUGACCUACGUCACCCUGCCGCUGCACCGCAUCACCACAGACAUCCUGGAGGUGAGGCAGAAGCCCAUCCUGAUGACAUAGCAGGGCUGGACUCACUCAGAGCAUCACUACCAAGUGCCUCCUGCAUCAGGCCACUGAGACCACAGCAGCGCCCCCCGGUGUCCAGACCGAGACCAACAACCAAACACCUGCUUCACCCGGAGAGACCAGUCAGAGGAGACCACGACAAACCAGCCAUUCAGGAAGUGCCUCUUCUUCUUUUCAGUUCCUGCUGUGUCCGAGGUCGUCUCCACGGAAACGGGCCCGGCGUCGGGAUAUCAUAUGACCUCAGUGUGAAGAGGCAUUGGCUGAACUCUGACCAGGAAGUGAAGAAUGUGUGUUUUCUUGUAAAUAUCCUGCUGCUUUACUCACUGAGACGCCUCGACUUAAAGGUUCUGCUUUUAAUGACACGUUCUGUUUCUGUUCCACCGUUGUGGUUUUCUUUUUGUUUUUAAUAUUAUCUACGACGACAGGAGGUGAGAGGGACUGAAAUGUUUGUGUCUGAGAGGAAACUAAAAGAGUGGACGGCUUCAGUCCUGUAACCAGACGUAGUGUCGGCUCUGUUUGAGGUCACAGCGGGGUCAAAUCAUUGCUUCAUUUAUUAAGACAGGUCAAAAUAUAAAAAACAAAUGAUCAUCACAGCUUUGACUUCAUGUCGAUUAAAUGUUCCGAACGUGUUCAACGAGAAGAAGCACACCUGAGAACCCGUUACCAGCAAACAUUUAACUUGUAAUGAUUAUUUAAAUGUUUCAUAGUUUUCAUUUGCUCAGCUUAAUUAAUAGUCAAAUAGGUAAAUCAGUCAAUCAUUAACUGGAUUUAAUCGCCCCGCCAACACGUUAAAGUUCACAGUAACAAUAAGCAGAAUACGAUGUGAUUAUAAUUACUUAAAUAAAGAAAAUAAAUCAAAUUAAAACUUGGUUAUUUCACUGGAAAAAUGACCUGAUUGAUGAUAAACUAAAAUAACUCACAUUAUCAGAAUAAAAUCAUAAUUCUUAAAAUAAAUUUAUUCUUAUAAUCAAACUUAUUUUUCGUAGAAAACUGUGACUUUACUCCAGAGAGUUAUUCAGAGUUUUUUAAUCAUUAAAUUACAACCAAUUUCCCUCCAAAUUUUCCAGUUCAUCUUCGUCUUAAAUGAUAAAUUGAUGAUUUCCUGUCACUCAGCGAACUGAUAAACAGGGUUCCUGCACAUUUAGCAUUUCAAAGUUCAAAUUUACAGACUUCGAUUUUUAAACCAUAUUUGUCAGAAAAAUAAGUGUUCCCCUAAUAUAUUUUACAAACGCCAUGAAAAACACUCUGCUUGUGUCAUCAGUUUAUUUUUAAAAAAUUCUGAAUUUCAGAUUUUAGAAAACAGAGUUGGGGCAGUAGUCUGGAAACACAAAGAUUUUUCCAGACUCUUUUCACUUUUCCAAAUGUGUUCAGACCUGGAAAGUCACUUACUAAAAUCAAAUCCCAUACUGUGAAGGAACCCUGGAUGAAUCAGCUGAUCGUAUCGUCCUGACUGGGUGUUAAAUUUGACUAAAACACGACCCGUCUGUCACAUCUGUCGCUGUGAACUCGACUUUAUAACCUCCCCGAAGACCACCAGCAACAGUUCGCUGCCGUAUACAACAAUUAACUGUAAUGAAAUUAUAAAUAUAAUUAAUAAAAUCUAAAAAUCUUAUAUUUAAAAUGACUUAAUACAUUGACUAUUUAAAAGUUCACUGUCUUUUGUUUUGCUAACUAAUCAGAUAAUAAUUUCAGCACCGAGUGUGUGAUGUCAUUACUCCUAAUAGCGUGUAAAUCAGAUCUUUGACCUCACCACAGUUUCAAACUUGUACAGCAACAAAUUAUUAUUACUGUUAUUACGCAAAGUGCAAAUAUAAAAAUAUACUGAGAUGUCAGAGAGAAAAAAUAAAGGUGUGCAGACAGUUUACUAAUUUGAUUUUACAACACGUUUGGGAUCAGUGAGACGCUCCAGAAAUGAUUUUACAGUCUAAAAUAUGUCGUACGCAUGGAUCUCAAAGACAACACAACCUGAAGUAGCUGCACAUGCUGGCGUUUCAGCCCACAGUCAAACUGAUUAAAGGAAUAAUCCAUUCCCCAAAUGACUGUAUGUAUAUCAGUAACUCUCCCUGUGUUACGCUGAAUUCACAAAGAAAAUUUUCUUUUUCUCUCAUGCCUCCACGGUGAACGAAGAAUCCAAAAACAGAGAAAAUUCUUGAUGAAUUGAAGCCAUAGGGGUCCACGUUUAACAACAGCAGAACUACAUCAAAACAUCCAUUUACAAACUCUAACACAGCUCGUGAGUUGUAACCCAAGUCUCAUUUAUCCAGUCGUAUGAUCAGUACUUCCAAACACAUGCAUUUCCAUUAAACCUCACUAUUUAACUCUUUGACACCUGAGCAAAUUGGCUUGAUUUCUUUCAAACACGUGGCAAGACAGCCAUGAGCAGUGGAGGAAGAAAUGACCCAAAGAAUUUGCAAGAAAUUAGUAAAAAGAGAAAAUUGAAAACAAUAAAAUGAGCCUUAAAAAAUAUAUAUUUGUUUUAUAAUUUUAAAUAUGUAAUAAUUACAAAAAAAAUGUCUUUUUUCCCCUAUAUUUUAAAAAUAAUUUUCUAAAUCUUUUUUUUUUUUUUUUUUGCAGUUUGUGGGACGUGUCGUACCAAGUUGCUCAUUGCCUUUUUUUUUUUUUUUAUGAUGACACUGCACGAGAUGUUUUAGGAGAGUUUUGCUGUUGCUAAACGUGGACCCCUAUGACUUCUACUCAUCAAGAAUUAUCUCUGUUUUUGGAUUCUUCGUUCAUCAUGGAGGCGUUCGACAAAGACAAAGUGCUCUUGACAGAUUAAAUUGACCACAGGGAGAGUUACUGCGACACAGAUGAUCAUUUGAGGGGUGAAAUAUUCCUUUAUAUGAUCCACAGUGAAAAUGAGACGAGACAAGAUGGAUGACGUUCAGUAAUGAGAGCAUAAAUCAGUGUUGUUUUACUCCAUGACACCUUCCGGGUGAUAUUAAAAUCUAUAACUAGCUGAGUUUUAAAUUAGGGGCAGUCUGAUCGAAGAUAACAAGACUGAAUCCUGGAAAUGAUUUAAUCUAAGUCAGGUGUGUUCAGCAGUUUAAUACCAGACUUAUAAGUUAUUAUUUUCAGCGAGUCUGUUUUUUGAUUUAAAACCAUCGAACACAAACUCCAGACGGACCCCGAGCCGACGGACACAACAUCUGUAUUUCAUUAAAGCAGCUGUGUGAUGAUAAAAACUGUCGUCGACUUCCACAGAGUUAAAAAGAACAAGAAGAAGAAUCACAGGAUCCCAGCUUUGACUUUUUACUUUUCUUUAAAACUGCAACUGCGACUCACAAACUGGAAGUGACUUGAAAACCUCAUGAAGAAACAACAGACGAUUUUAAAGGGAAACUGGAGUAAAAACCGAAGGAAGCGUCCUGACGGGAUCCAGAUGUGUUUUCAGUUUGUUGAUGUUGAAGUUUUUUCUCCCUCUGUGCUCCUGAAGCCUUAAAAUCUGACUGUAUGUAACUUUAAUGUUUCUUCUUUCACGUCAUGUAAAACAUUUUAAACAACCAGCUGAGGCUUCCAGACAUCAGUCUUUAAAUCUGCGGAGACGUCGGAGAGUUUGUGAGAGCGGAGACACCGAAAUCAGUCGACAUUAUCAGAGCUGGGGCUGAAAAAUAAUCAUCCGUAAAAUAUCAGAUAAAGACAGACGUCCGUCACAAGUUCCCUCAGUUUGGAGUCAUUAAAUAUUCAAUUUAAAUACCUUUUUAAAGAUUAAUCAGUCAUUUGUUUGUCUGCUUAAUAAACGAGUGAAUUAAUUUAAUACAGACAGUUUGAUUAAUCACUUCAACUGAAGGAAAAUUGAUGAACAUCAAUCAUGAAUGAAUGUUGAUAAUCUUUGAUUCUUAAAUGUAAUAUUAAAAAAACAAUAAUAAAAUUGCUGUAACAAUUUAGAAUAUUAAAAUUACUUGAAAAUGUAAUAAAGCUAAACCUUAAGAUUUUGAUGUUAAGGAAGUAAUGUUUUGAGAGAAAAAAAUCAGAAUUUGGAAAGAUUAAAGUUGUGAUUAUUAGGAAGAACUAAUAAUAUCCUAAAACAAAGAAUUUAUCAUGUUGAUUAUUGAAUGAAUAUUAUUAACAAAAUUUUAAGUAAGUAAAAAGAAAGUAACGUUGUUGUAAUAAUGUGGCAAAGGAAUUAUAAAAGCACUCAAUAUUAUGAGGAUUAAAUAUCAAUUGGACUUACACAUGACUUUUUAUUGUUAAAAAAAAAAAAUCCACUUUUUCCCCAAAAUAUUAUGAUUCCAUCAAUAAAUUUUACUCAAAUUUUGUGCUAAGAAAAAAACCCUCAAAAUUUUACAUAUUUUUCUCCCCAAAUUCUGCCUUUUUGGAAAAUUGCGACUCUUUUCUUAAAAUUUAAAAAUCUAAAUUAAAAAAUAAAAAUAAAAAAUACUUUGGGAACUUGUGAUGAGCUUUUUCACUAUUUUUGGACAUUUUAAAAAACAUUUUUUAGAGAAAUCAAUCAGUCGUUUAAAGCUUGUGAUAAAAAUAAUUGUAAGCUGCAACCCUGGUUUUGUUACUUAAUAAAUUAUUGAAUUAUUCUUUAAUCAUUACGGCUGAAUAUUGUCACAGAAUUCCCCGUUUGAUUCGAUUUCAAUUGAGGAACUUUUAUGCAAUAAUUCUUACAGAUACUAAAAUUGCAUAUCGUCAGUAUUUGUCCAGGUAAUUAAUGUAAAAAACGGAACCAUAACAUAUCUAAAGAUUUGUCUUGUUUUUCUAAAUUAUUACCUCAGAAUUAUGAGAAAAGUUUUAAGAAAAAAAAAUUCUGCUUAUUUUUCUGAAUUAAAGACAUUUUAAUUUUCAGAAAAACAAAGCAGGAUUAUAUUACAAGUUAGCAACAUACAAAUAUCUCGAAAUGCAAAAUUGCUGUAAAUAAAUUUGAAAUUUAUGGGUCAAGAAAAAUAAAACUGAACCAUGAAUAAUACACCAGAACAUUUACGUAAAGCUUCAGGACGGCAACUAAUAAUUAGAUCUAUUAAAUAUUACUCUGAUUGUUUCACCAGUUAUUCAUUACGUUUUUACAAAUGUCUGAAAGUAGUGAAAACCUCAAAGUAAGGCGGAGUCAUAGAUCCACUGUCCAGGACAAAAUAUCUACAAUUUCGAUAUUGAUUUAUAGAAAUAAAAGUUGUGAUCAAUCAGAAAAUGAUUUUCAGACAGCUCUGAUUUUGUUGAAGAUUUUGUCGUCUGGUGUUUUCACGAUUUAACGGUGAGACUCGACGUCUGAGGAGAAGCUGAAGGAUCACGGGAGGAGUUCAGACAGCUGUUGUUGUUGUUGUUAUUGAUCAGUUAUUAUCAGUGAUUGAUUUGCACUCAGAGACGAAGCCAUCCUCGAUCAAAGUGUUUUUUCUCUGUGUCGUAUUUAACAGUGAAAUAUUCCACAGGGCACUUUUUCCUGUCAGUGAGGCGACCUACUCGUCUCCUCAGUGUUAUUGACGAUGAUGAAGAUGAUGAUGAUGUAGUUUAUAGUUUCUCCAGCUGAAUGUAUCCACGCUGAUCAAUAGCAAAGACUGCUUUAACUGAGAAACGUUUGAUAUGAGCAAGACGACAGUUUGCACUGUAAAACGCUUUUAGAACCUUUUUGAAACGUUUGUUAAAAACUUUUCGUUGUUCCUUUAACGCUCAUCAUGGCUUUUGUACACGGACACAGUUAAUGUGCAUGUUUCCAUCUCACCUCUGUUGCUUAGUUUCCAAACGUAUGUACAUUUUACUGUAUUUAUUUAUUGAAAUACACAUUACCAGAAAAACUGA